Molecule: messenger RNA, 1755 nt
Organism: Gastrolobium bilobum
Lineage: Eukaryota; Viridiplantae; Streptophyta; Magnoliopsida; Fabales; Fabaceae
Product: rop guanine nucleotide exchange factor 7-like
Exons: 7
Coding region: 1-1755 (584 amino acids)
Molecular function (GO): guanyl-nucleotide exchange factor activity
Source: RefSeq, a predicted model, not a curated record
AUGCCCUGUAAUCAGAACCCAUUUUCCAUUUUGAGGUUCUGGGUGUCUCAACCUUUUCAAAGUUUGCACUACAGAGAUAAACUCUCAGAAGGGUCUUGCUCGAGAAGGACUCAGUUCAAUGGCAUGGUAAUAAACAACUCUGUUUUCUAUUCUGCUCCUGAUUUUCUUGAAGGGAAAGCUGCAAUGGAGGGUGUGGGUUCGAUUAAGAAGAAUGAAGUUAUUGAAGGAAAUUGUUUCAACAAUGAGACUUUUGCUGAUUUGAUCGAAGAAAAGAGCAGUUCCAGCUCUGAGCUUAUGCCAUCUGAGAUGAGUCAGAGUAGUGCUGAGGACUCAUCUUCUUCACCUUCAAUGGGAUGGCCUGUUCAUGAAAUUUCUGCAUCUAAUUGUACUAGUCCACAUGCAGUUGAAGAUGCAGAUAAAAAGGACUUGGGUAAUGAGAAUUUUGAGAAACAAGUUUCUGUGUUACCAGAGCUUGAGAUGAUGAAGGAGAGGUUUGCAAAAUUGUUACUUGGAGAAGAUAUGUCAGGUUGUGGAAAUGGGGUCCCAACAGCUUUGGCUAUAUCCAAUGCCAUAACUAAUCUAUGUGCUACACUCUUUGGGCAAGUCUGGAGAUUGGAACCUUUAUCACUAGAGAAGAAAGCAAAGUGGCGAAGAGAGAUGGAGUGGCUUCUUUGUGUCAGUGAUUAUAUUGUUGAAUUGAAGCCUACUUGGCAAACAUUUGCGGACGGAAGCAAGCUAGAGGUUAUGACUUGUAGACCCCGCUCAGAUCUUUAUGUCAAUCUACCAGCUUUGCGAAAAUUAGAUAACAUGCUUCUUGAAAUACUAGAGAGUUUUGUCAAUACAGAGUUCAUGUAUGUGGACCAAGGGGUUAUGGCCCCAGAUGCAGAUGGUUCAUCUUCUUUUAGUAAAGCACUUCAGCGGCAAGAGGAGAAAUGGUGGCUUCCUGUACCUCAAGUCCCUCCUUGUGGUCUCCAUGAAAAUUCAAGAAAGCAGUUGCAACACAAGCGGGAUUGCACAAACCAAAUAUUAAAAGCUGCCAUGGCCAUUAACAGCAUUACUUUAGCUGAAAUGGAGAUUCCAGAUACUUAUUUGGAGUCUCUUCCAAAGACUGCAAGAGCCAGCUUGGGGGAUAUAAUUUAUCGACACAUUACAUCAGACAAUUUUUCUCCUGAAUGUUUUCUUGCUGACCUUGAUUUAUCCUCUGAACAUCAAGCCUCAGAGGUUGCCAACAGAGUAGAAGCUUCCAUUUAUAUUUGGCAUAAAAAGACCAACUCAGCAAAGCCUUCAGGUCGCACUAGAUCCAGUUCAAGAUCAUGGGAAAUGUUCAAGGAUCUUAUUGUUGAGGGAGACAAAAGGGAAAUACUUGCUGAGAGAGCAGAAAACCUUCUGCUAUCCUUGAAACACCGUUUCCCUGGUCUCCCUCAAACAACCUUAGAUAUGAGCAAAAUCCAAUGCAACAAGGAUGUUGGAAAGUCCAUUCUAGAGAGUUACUCUCGAGUACUAGAGAGUUUGGCAUCUAAUAUUGUUGCACGCAUUGAUGAUGUGCUUUAUGUAGAUGACUUGACCAAACAUUCUGAUCAAUUCUCGUGUCUCUCAAAAGUUGGUGUAAUUACUCACAAGGGUGUUUCAGUUCCAUACUCAGUGCCUGUGGAAAGCCCUCCAUAUAAAUCAGCUUUUGGAACAGAUAUGGAGUCCAAUGAUUUCACUGAAGAAGAUGCUAAGCUCAAGGAACUGGACAGGGCAUGGCUAGAGUGA